UAAUAUUAACACGUAUUCGUUUCCAGUUCUCAGCUUGGAAGAAGCGUUGUCGUGUAUUCCACCACCCGUAACAUAUUCUCCGAAAUGUACUACAUCGAAGACUACUACGAAGAUAAAUGGUGACCCACCGACAAGUGUACUGCUUUGGAAAGACUUUUUCGAAGAAGUGAACCGCUUUCGCUUCGAUCAACAACCGAGAUUCGAGAGGCCACAAUUUAUUCCAGAUAAAGUGGUAUUAAAUGAGGAGGAUGUUCGUGUUGCUAUUGACAUCAAUAUUUGCUUGGUGUUAAAUAGGCUUACAGGGCUAGAAUAUGAUUUUUCAAAACGUCCAACUCAUACUCUUGGCAUACCGGAUUUCACCUGUCACUAUCUCGUGGAAUCAUUGAUCUUGGUGCUCGAAGUUAAGAGGAAACAUGUUUUAAAAGACAUCAAAGAACAGACUUUUCCCGAGUUUUAUCAGGCGGAUGAAAAGGCAAGAAUGGUGAUCCAACAAAUCUACAAUUACAUGGGGGUAAACGAACUUAGAUACAGUAUUCUCGCCACCUAUGACAAUCACUGGUUUCUACGCCGAGAACAUACGGAGCUCUGGAUCUCAAAAACCCUUCCACUGCAAUCCGAAUCUCCACCUGUACUCAAGGCAUAUGCUUAUCUAGCCCGGCAAGCAAAGGAGGACCCUCAAUCCCUUAAUCCUCUCCGAGUUCCAGUACCAGCUCACGGGGAUAGUAAUUCACGUGUUCUUCGAUCACAGUCAAAUUUACCUGAUAUCUCUUCCAGCCAAUCGGUAAAUCAGCAACCAACUUCCAACACAUCGGUGUACCAACAAUCACCUAAUCAGCAGAAUCUUAGCUUUGCGGACUUUAAGUUUAAGAGCAUAUUAGGUGAAGGACGAAGUGGAAAAACGCUCCUUUGUACAUUUCGUGGUGAGACUAUUGCUUUGAAGAGUGUAGACUUAUCGAAGGCCCCACCGUAUGUCCUGGAAGAAAUGCAAAAAGAAGUCGAGAUUUACAAAGACCUCGCUGAUAUUCAAGGCAAGUAUAUCCCAAAGUUGGUCUGUUAUGGAUAUUACGGAGGAGGGAUGAGCUUCGUUAUCGGCAUGACCAUUGCUGGCACUUCAUUGAGUGAACAUAAAAUAACGAAACGGCAAAGAACAAAGGCUCUAAAGGGGUUAGAAGCAAUCCACAAGCAUGGCAUUCUCCACAAUGACAUUCGUGAGGAAAACAUCCUAAUUAACGAUAACGGUGACGUAUACCUGAUUGACUUCGGGAUGGCAGGUCGGGCAGACAUAAAAAAGAAGAGAAAACUUUUUGACGAGGAACAGCUUAAAUUUUCUAACUUGCUAGAUAAAUAUAAUGCACAUUUCGUAGAUGUAGGAUUAGUCAUUCAUGCUACUAGU
This is a messenger RNA of Ambispora gerdemannii, 1393 nucleotides long. The record is from the annotation of a GenBank genome assembly. Lineage: Eukaryota; Fungi; Glomeromycota; Glomeromycetes; Archaeosporales; Ambisporaceae.